AAUACCUCGAUGCACUGCACGCGCAUGUUAGAACCGCGGAGGGGAAACCGCGUCACCGUUCAGUCACAGACAACACAAGGUCUGUGAAUUCACUAAGUGGCAACUGUUUCUAGCGUUAAAACGAGUGAAAGAAGCCCAGCUAUGGAUAUCACCGGAAAGAAUUAUUUCAUUGCCAUUGACACAUGGUUAAACUCUGCAGUGGAUAAACUAUUUGGAGAGAGAGAUCCUAGAGUACGAGGAUGGCUGCUAUUGGACUCCUGCACACCCACUCUUGUCCUCACCUUCAUCUACAUCCUGAUUGUCUACCUGGGACCAAAGUAUAUGAAGAACAAGAUGCCCUACUCUUUGAAGAAUAUGUUGUUAUUGUACAACUUUGGUGUCACCAUGCUGUCUUUCUACAUGCUGGUGGAGCUUAUUUCAGCAACCUGGUCGGCUGGAUACAAAUUGAAAUGCCAAGGCCUGUUUGAUGCAGGGGAGGGUGACAUCAGAGUAGCAAAAGUGCUGUGGUGGUACUACUUCUCUAAGCUAAUUGAGUUUCUUGACACCAUUUUCUUCAUACUAAGAAAGAAAAACAAUCAGAUUACCUUCUUACAUGUGUAUCACCAUGCCUCCAUGUUUAACAUCUGGUGGUGUGUUCUCAACUGGAUCCCAUGUGGGCAGAGUUUCUUUGGACCCACACUGAACAGCUUUAUCCAUGUGCUGAUGUAUUCAUACUAUGGCUUGUCCACCAUUCCCUCCAUGCACAAGUACUUGUGGUGGAAACGUUAUCUCACACAGGCCCAGCUGGUUCAGUUUAUAUUAACUAUAACUCACACAUUAAGUGCAGUGUUUUUCCCUUGUGGUUUUCCUCUGGGCUGCCUGUUCUUUCAGUCAAGCUACAUGCUUACACUUGUUAUCUUGUUCAUCAAUUUUUACGUGCAGACAUACAGAAAAAAUCCAGCUAGAGAUGACAAAGCUAAAGAGAUGAUGAGAAACUACAUAAACGGCACCUCUCCCUGUGCUAAUGGAGCCAAACAUAAGCAUCAAUGAUGGCAAAUGUCUCUUCAAAAGGCAUAUUUCAUGUUAACUAAUUUAAUAGUAGGGAUAAUCAUGUUUAAGUGUAAUAAUGUGGUUGUGCUUUUAAUAUAGAGUACUGUUUGAACCUGUUUUGUUUGUGCCUCUGCAAACUUGAGUGUUAUGAUUUUAGUGUUGUACUGUACCCUAAGUGGUAGACUAAGUAUCUUAGGCAUUUAGAAAUAAUUUCAAUUAUUUUUUGAGAACUGGGAGAUUCCAUAAUCAAAAAAUGAUACAUUUUAAUCACAUUAUCAAUUGUCACUCAAAACUAUUUGUUAUAAUGUAUAUAUUCCAGACCAGUUAUAUAAAGUACUUUCCUUCAUACUUUGUCCCACAUUGACAAUCAUAUACACAGAACAAUUUAUAGAAAUCCAUUAUAUCAAACUCUUAUAACAUUUGGCUUACAACAUCUGUAUUUUAGUCUUUUCUGGAUUCAAAUAUACAUGAUUUUAUAUGCAGAUGUUGCUUCACAUUGGAAAAAUAAGAUGUUCAUCUGCUGCUACUUGCCUUAUUUAUUCUUAUAAUACAAAUCAGUUAUACCCCAGAAAUUAAACACAACAUUUAAGUCACAAAAUAUAAAAUGGGUGCUUUUUCGUACUUCCUGAUCAUUGUUACUGGAACUUUGGUUGUUCCAUUGUGAAAUAAGAGUCAACAUCUCUACCACUGCACUUCCAGAAUUGCUUGAAUGCCAUGUUGUGAAUGAGGCAUAAUUGAAAGGCCACUAGAAACUGACUGCUCCUAUCGUUACUUUAUUUCUGUCUGGGUGUGAGAUUUAUAUGAUUGAGUAGAAAAAUCUUAACAGAAAUAAAGUGUUCUUUUGGACAGCAACAGGGGUUCA
Molecule: messenger RNA, 1891 nt
Organism: Tachysurus fulvidraco (yellow catfish)
Lineage: Eukaryota; Metazoa; Chordata; Actinopteri; Siluriformes; Bagridae
Gene: elovl2
Product: ELOVL fatty acid elongase 2
Exons: 8
Coding region: 142-1029 (295 amino acids)
Biological process (GO): fatty acid elongation, polyunsaturated fatty acid; fatty acid elongation, monounsaturated fatty acid; sphingolipid biosynthetic process
Cellular component (GO): endoplasmic reticulum membrane
Molecular function (GO): fatty acid elongase activity
Source: RefSeq, a predicted model, not a curated record